Messenger RNA from Diceros bicornis minor, 960 nucleotides. It is a transcript of the gene TAS2R39, whose product is annotated as taste 2 receptor member 39. The coding region runs from base 1 to 960 and encodes 319 amino acids. The transcript has a single exon. Gene Ontology annotation, molecular function: G protein-coupled receptor activity; bitter taste receptor activity. Gene Ontology annotation, biological process: G protein-coupled receptor signaling pathway; detection of chemical stimulus involved in sensory perception of bitter taste; sensory perception of taste. Gene Ontology annotation, cellular component: membrane. The record is from RefSeq and is a predicted model, not a curated record. Lineage: Eukaryota; Metazoa; Chordata; Mammalia; Perissodactyla; Rhinocerotidae.
AUGAUCGAAACCUGCAAUCCCCCAGAAAGUAAAUUGUCACUGUUUUGGAUCGCCUUAAUUUGCACAAUUAUAGGCACUGAAUGCAUCAUCAGUAUCUUUGCGAAUGGGUUCAUUGCGGCUAUAAAUGCAGCUGAAUGGAUUCAGAAUAAGGCAGUCUUCACAAGCGGCAGGAUCCUGUUUUUCCUGAGUGUAUCCAGAUUAGCUUUCCAAAGCCUCAUGGUGCUAGAACUUACCUUCAGCUCAACAUCCCCAAGUUUUUAUUAUGAAGAUGUUGUAUAUGAUAUAUUCAAAGCCAGUUUCAUGUUCUUAAAUUCUUGUAGCCUAUGGUUUGCUGCCUGGCUCAAUUUCUUCUACUUCGUGAAGAUUGCUGAUUUCUCCUACCCCCUUUUCCUCAAGCUGAAGUGGAGAAUUUCUGGAUUGAUGCCCUGGCUUCUGUACCUAUCAACAUUUAUUUCCUUGGGUAACAGUGUGCUCUUCUCCAAUAACAUCUACACUGUAUAUUGUAACAAUUCUUUACCUAUCCCCUUCUCCAACUCCACUGAGAAAAAAUACUUCACUGAAACCAAUGUGAUCAACCUGCUUCUUCUCUAUUACCUGGGGAUCCUCAUUCCUCUGAUCAUGUUCAUCCUUGCAGCCACGCUGCUGAUCAUCUCUCUCAAGAGACACACCCUACACAUGGAAAGCAAUGCCACUGGCUACAGGGACCCCAGCAUGGAGGCUCACCUGGGGGCCAUCAAAGCUACCAGCUACUUUCUCAUUUUCUACCUUUUCAAUGCAGUUGCUUUAUUUCUCUAUAUGUCCAACAUCUUUGACAUCAACAAUUUCUGGAAUAUUUUGUGCAAAAUCAUCAUGGUUGCCUACCCUGCUGGUCACUCCAUCCUGCUGAUUCAGGACAACCGUGGGCUGAGAAGAGCCUGGAAGCGGCUUCAGCUUCGAGUUCAUCUUUACCCAAAAGACUAG